UUUGCAUGGUUCGGUCAUUGUUAAAAAAUUUUAAAAUGCGAUAUAUUAUGUUUUAAUUGUUAUAGUAUAUAAUCCAUAUUUCAAGUAAAUUUACUCUUAUAUGCAUCAAAUAAAGAUUAGCGAGUAGGAAAUAUGAAUAUUAAAUCUACUUCGGCGGAAGGAGAGAGAAAAAAAUCGGAACGUCAAUUAUCGUGACGUCUUAGUCGUCCUAGGAGGUAUCGCGUAUUUUUCAUAAUUUCGCGGAAAAGGGUAUUCGGAUUACGCAAAUGUUUCGCAAAUUCAAAACCAAUAAGAAAUCGUCCUUCUCAUUAUCCAUCAAUCACAAUUCAUCUCUCAACAAUUCUCACAAUUCAUCUUCUUCCCUCUCCCGCCAUUCCACCACCAAACCCGACAUCAGUUCACCCAUACCCGUCGUUUCCAUUCAUUCCUCCAGCCCAUCGCCCAAAAAUUUUUCCCGCGCCAAUUCGCACGGUUACCACUACGGUCAUAAAAUCGGGAUCGGCAACAAGCCAUUAUCGAUUACUACCCAACAGUCCUCGACUCGAGACUUUUUGAAGACCGAUUUUGGGGAAGAUGGGAGUGGCACCUAUCCAUCUUACUCUAUCGGAAGUUCAAAUACUUUGGCGGGAACGCAGACCGGCGGGGGUAUCAUAGGUAAGCCUUACAACGUUAAGCAGGUCAUCCACGUGACGGUAGAUAAGGGAACCGGAAAGAUAAUUGGUCUGCCGGAAGCUUGGAAGAAUUUGCUGGAAACUUCAAGAAUCACUGAAACAGAGCAGAACGCCAAUCCAGAGGCCGUGGUUAACGCGUUGACUUAUUACUACCUGACUUCCUCCUCUCCUCAAGAAGUCUUGCCACCCGCUUCCCCCUUGGAGUCGAAUCCCGCCAUCAAUUCGCGAUUUCUUUUCGACGAAAAUCGAUUCGACGGCCCUCGAACAAUCUCCGCGGACUCGAAUAGGUUGUAUGGGAAAAACCGCCGUUUUACGGGGCAGGAUGAUAUUUUAUCGAAUGUUUACACAGAUCUUCCAACGUCGUUCACUUCCUUCAUCCCCGCCUUUUCUUCCCCGCUUCGUUCAGAGCACCAACAAGAAGCGGAUAAAAGGCAUACGCUCAUUUACCGGAAAAACUCCCGGGAUUUUGCUUCCAUUGCCGCCGAAGAAGACGAUUACCAAGUCAUAAAUUUCGUUAAAAAUGAAAAUUAUUAUCACGUUAAGCCUUCCGCUGCUUACAGGGCUUACCCAGUUGCUCCUUACGAUAACUACGAUGAGAAUGAUAUUGACGCAUAUAUAUCCGAAUCGGUCGGUUUCAAGAAUGGAAGUAUUUUUGAGGAGGUGAGUAACCGCAAUGAUUCCACGGUUAUAUACGACACCGCCCACGGAACCCUCAAUAGCGGCAGGCGAUUCGAUUUUUCGCGUGGUGUUAUGAAUCGAUCCGACGAUUGCUGUAUCGACGAUAAUAACAAAAUGGAUGAUUUGAAUAUCAGGAGGAUUAAUUCGUUUCCCUCCAUUCCUUCCGAAUUUAAUCUCGAACCCAACCAAGAUUUCCAUUUUUUAAACAUUUCUCGCCAAAACCGCCUGAUCUCUAGUAUUGAUGGAGCUAGGGCUUCUCUCCCCAGAAGAACCAAAUGGUGUUUACUCCCCCCUUCCGACAAGACCGCUAAAGAAAAGACAAUCAAAACCCAGAAGAACGAAGCACCUCCCACUAACAAAGUCAUCGAUAUAGUCAAUAACAUAGAAGCGGCCAAUUUACCUCCCAGCUUGCCGCCUAAGAUUAAGAGAAAAACGCAAACAGAGAGGAAUACGUUAAUCCUUAAGCCGAUUCCUAUCAGUUCACCUUUGACAAACGGUCACCGCCCCGCUUACACGCCUUACGAGAAUGUCUACGACUACGCCCCCAACCCUCCAAAAAAGGAUCAUCAUCUCGUUGGCAACGACCAAAAUGGCCUCGAUGAUGCCAGUAUAGAGACGGAAAGUUGGGAAGUCAAAUGCCGAAAACCGGGUGGGGAGGAAGGGCAGAAUGGGAAUGGCAAUCUCGACAUUGGAACUACAGUUACGACAGAAAUCGACGUUCUAAGAGAGCUGAAUUUAUUAGUCAAUAAAGAAGAUCCCGAGUCCAUAUAUUCCUUGUGCGAAAAGAUUGGCUCCGGCGCAUCAGGUACGGUUUACAUUGCCCGACACAAGGACACCAACAAGCAAUACGCCAUCAAAAGUAUCGAUUUGAGUCAACAGCCCAAAAAGGAACUGAUAAUCACCGAAAUUAAAGUCAUGCGGGAAAUAAGUCACCCGAACCUCGUCAAUUUCGUAGCUUCUUACUUAUUGCAUUCUCCCGAAUUUCCUAUCGCACAACAAAACGAUCGAAGUUCAACCUUAGCAAGUGGCAAAAAAUUUCCCCAUCAAAAACCAGAUAACUUCGUCGAAGAAACGAGUGUAAACCAAAUAAAUUCUUCGCCUCAUUCCAGCCUGAAGAACCAUAAUUUAUGGGUCGUUAUGGAGUAUUUAGCCGGCGGACCGCUGACAGACGUUGUAACCGAAACUGUGCUUGACAGAGGUCAAAUAGCUACUGUAUGUAGGGAGGUUCUGAGGGGGCUCGAGUACCUGCACGCCAAGGGGAUCAUCCACAGAGAUAUCAAGAGCGACAACGUGCUAUUAGGUUUAACCGAUGGUCGGGUAAAAUUAACCGAUUUCGGGUUUUGCGCUCAGCUAAACAAUCACGUGACUAAUGGCGUCGACUGCAAGAGAAGAACCAUGGUGGGCACUCCUUAUUGGAUGGCGCCGGAGCUGGUGAAUAGAAAGUUUUACGAUUACAAAGUGGAUAUUUGGAGUUUGGGAAUUAUGAUAGUAGAGAUGAUUCAAGGCGAACCUCCUUACCUAAACGAAACCCCUCUGAAAGCGUUGUACCUUAUAGCCAAUAAUGGAAGGCCGUACAUCAAAGAGUUGGAAGAGAAUAACGAGUCUUUUAAAGAUCUCAAAUUAUUCGUCGACAAAUGCCUCGAAAUUGACGUGGAGUGCAGGGCAACGGCCGCAGAAUUACUCAAAGAUCCUUACCUCCUUCAAGCCAAGCCCCUGAGUUCUCUCACGCCCAACAUUCGAGCUGCUAAGAGGGCCCUCGGGAAAGCUAUCAUUCAUUGAUUCGAUACUUCACUCAUUGUAACUGUGAAUUACUUUCUUUAGAUGGUAUUAGCAAAUAAUACCCAAGAGUUAUGUGCCCCGCGAUCCUUUUAUAAGCACAAGAUUUUUUUUCGUAAAUUCUUCGCCUUUAUGCCAAUAAUCUUUUCCCCAAUCGUGAAAAUGAAAAUAUUAUAUUGCAAUGUGCUUUAAGUUUUUAUCCCAUAUUAAAAAUAUAAAUAAUUGGUCCUCUCAUAAAUUUUUAGCUUCCAAUCAUCUCCUAAUUUACAUUUUUUCGUAUGUAAAUAACAUAUUCAGAUGUAAAUUGCCAAUCAAAAUGGGACAGCUGUAUUUUAUUUUUUUUAGUACAUUUGUCACAAAAAUUAUAUUAAUUUUGGGCGUAGGGUAAAAUAAAAGUUUAUUUGAGCUGUCAUUAAAUUCUUUUCGUAAUUAGUGUAACAAAAUUUCCCACAAAUCAUAACAGACUGCAUUUACAGCUGAUCAAUUCCUUUUUUGUUAUAUGAGUAUUAAUUUUAUCUUUAAUUCUAUUUCACGAUAAUAAAUCUGAGAAUUAAUUAAUCUCACUAUAAGAUUUUAAAAAUCACACUCCCAUGUUAAAUCGCUUUGGCAGAUGCAACUAUUAAUUCAGCCUAAUACUUAUUUAUUUGAUUGGCAUU
Molecule: messenger RNA, 3781 nt
Organism: Gordionus sp. m RMFG-2023
Lineage: Eukaryota; Metazoa; Nematomorpha; Gordioida; Chordodea; Parachordodidae
Exons: 11
Coding region: 267-3128 (953 amino acids)
Biological process (GO): protein phosphorylation; regulation of axonogenesis; intracellular signal transduction
Cellular component (GO): cytoplasm
Molecular function (GO): protein serine/threonine kinase activity; ATP binding
Source: RefSeq, a predicted model, not a curated record